AUGGCACCUCAUGCGGAUGAUACAACUUUUGAUUCUGAGAUUCCGGUACCCACAAAAGCACUUCCUACGAACGGUGAUACUCAAGCUCAACCGGCUUCUAACGGGAAUGCCAAAGAGAACGCCGCAGCAGCCUCAAACGGCGAAGCGAAAGAGAUUCCUGGGCCAACGCAUCAUGAGUCUCCCAGUCCUCCACUGGAGCUCAAGGGCGUUCUCAACGAGUUUAAGUCUUUCGACGUGACUCCAGUCAUUGGCAAAGAAUUCCCAGAAGCCAAGCUCGCCGAUUGGCUUAGGGCCCCCAAUUCUGAUGAGCUGAUCAGAGAUUUGGCUAUUACGAUCUCCCAACGCGGUGUCGUCUUUUUCCGAGCCCAAGACGGUCUAGAUGACAGCCUCCAAAAAGAACUCGCGCAGCGCCUUGGCGAACUCUCCGGAAAACCAGCAUCGUCCAAGCUGCAUAUUCAUCCGGUCAUCAACUCGGGCCGCGACGACGGCGGAGGAGAUGACGAGGUCAGCAUCAUUAGUUCUCGCCAGCUCAAGAAGCUUUACAAAGGUCAAUUCAUGACUGCGGGUGAGAAAAGGCAGAGUGGAAAAGAGGGAUGGCACUCGGACAUCACAUUCGAGCCCGUGCCAAGUGACUAUGCCAUUCUGCGGCUUGUCGAGCUCCCAGGUACCGGAGGAGACACCCUCUGGGCUUCCGGCUACGAGCUCUACGACCGCCUUUCCAGCCCCUACCAAAAGUUCCUGGAGACCCUAACCGCCACCUACGCGCAGCCCAAAUUCAACGAGACCGCCAAAAACGGCGACUUCAAACUCUACUCCGCCCCCCGCGGCUCCCCCUACAACAUCGGCGAAGGACUCUCCGCUAUCCAUCCGGUCAUCCGCACGAACCCUGUCACAGGCUGGAAAUCCGUCUUCGCAGUCGGCACCCACGUGCAGCACGUCAACGACGUGACACCCUUGGAAUCGAAAGCGCUGCUGGAAUGGUUCGUGAAAUUAAUUGUGGAUAACCAUGAUUUGCAGGUUCGACAUCGCUGGCAGAACCCGAAUGACGUGGCGAUUUGGGAUAACAGAAGUGUUUAUCAUGCCGCGACGCCAGAUUAUGAGGGGUUGGGCGAGAGGUUGGGUCAUAGGGCGGUUAGUAUUGGGGAGAAACCGUUUUUGGACGUUGGGAGUAAGUCGAGGCAGGAGGCAUUGCAAGGCUUGUCCAAGGAAGGGAACGGGACUGUCGAAUAG
This is a messenger RNA of Letharia columbiana, 1230 nucleotides long. RefSeq lists its product as uncharacterized. Bases 1 to 1230 code for a protein of 409 amino acids. Gene Ontology annotation, molecular function: 2-oxoglutarate-dependent dioxygenase activity. Gene Ontology annotation, cellular component: cytoplasm. Lineage: Eukaryota; Fungi; Ascomycota; Lecanoromycetes; Lecanorales; Parmeliaceae. The transcript is spliced from 4 exons. The record is from RefSeq and is a predicted model, not a curated record.